Messenger RNA from Lycium ferocissimum, 1177 nucleotides. RefSeq lists its product as uncharacterized. NCBI's taxonomy places the organism in Eukaryota, Viridiplantae, Streptophyta, Magnoliopsida, Solanales, Solanaceae. The coding region runs from base 90 to 716 and encodes 208 amino acids. The record is from RefSeq and is a predicted model, not a curated record. The transcript is spliced from 2 exons.
AAAGGUAAAAAUUUCUUGUGGCCAAAGGGGUCCUUAGUAAAAUCUGUACAGUUGUCUUGACCGUCCCGGCAAGUGGGCAACCGGUGAGCAUGAGUCGCUCAAUCUUUCUUCUCUUGUUGUUGUUUCUUGUCUCAAAUCCAUUACCUUGUACUUGUUCCUUUACUUUCCCCUUUUCCAACUACCAUACCCUUUUCUCUCUCUCCCAUUCCCUCUUCUCCCGUGUCGCCAAUCUCCGUGAAGCGCGUGGUGACUACGUUGGCGCUGACAGAGCUCGAUCCAUUGCUAGAAAACUUGAGAAUGGUUUGGGUAUUGGUUUUUGGAAAGUCAUGUGGAGUGUUGGUUGGGAUUAUGUGAGGAAUUAUGGUUGGAGAGAUGCUGAUAUGUUUGGUGCUUUGUCUGAGUUGAAUGAAAUGUUGCGUGGUCUUACUGAGUUUUCCAGUGUUAGUUCCGAUAGGGAAAGGCUUGACUGGAUCAAGCGGAAUUAUGAUAAUCUUUUCAAAGUUUCAACAUCCCUUUUUGGUAGAUUGAGGAACGUGUUUGGACAAUCCGGUCCGCUGAAGGAAGUCAUAGAGACACUUCAGAAGGAAGUAUUAGAAGGUGAUUUGCUUAAGGACUGCCUUGAAUUGGGUUCUACUGAUUUGAAGGGCCUGCUCAUGGUUUUCAAGGAUAUUUCUUCAAAAUAUACCUCUACUUCCUCAACCCGGGCAGAGCUGUGAUCGAGUGAAGUUGAAACUAAGGUAGUAUGGUCAACUCUGUAACUAUUUUUGUGGCUUUCCAGUACAGUAGCAACACAAGUGUAAAAAGAUCAAUGUAGAAGAAGAUGAUCUUUCUGUUUUCAGGCUUGUAUUUUACGUGACUUGUUAAGAACCAAAACUAUCAUCUGAAAAUUUUUGCUUGUACGAAAGUAGCUGAUUUUGUUCAAUGAGAAAAGGGCUUCUGAAAGGAACUCAAAGAAAGCUGCUUUAGUGUGGGGGGCUCCUCUAGUAGAAGCUGCCAGGCAUGGCCUGUAGCUGUAGCAAUUAGUAUAUUUGGGGUGUAGCUAUAGCAGUAGUUUGGCCCCUUGUGCAGUCCUGUCUGACCUUAAUGUAAAUUAGCUAGUAAAUGUUAAGACAUGUACUCGUAACAAAAAUGUUAUUUCCUUUGCGUUUGUCCAAAUUGAAGUAUCAGUUUUCUUUUG